Acipenser ruthenus (sterlet) is the source of this 3267-nucleotide messenger RNA. RefSeq names its product SPRY domain-containing protein 7. The transcript has 7 exons. NCBI's taxonomy places the organism in Eukaryota, Metazoa, Chordata, Actinopteri, Acipenseriformes, Acipenseridae. Gene Ontology annotation, molecular function: protein binding. The record is from RefSeq and is a predicted model, not a curated record. Bases 299 to 889 code for a protein of 196 amino acids.
UGUCCAUACCACUGACAUUACAAUAUCACAAUUGGUUAUUUCCUAAACCAGCUACCAUUUCGGGUUAAAAAAAAUAAAUCCAGAAUUAAAUAAAAUAAACAUUUCUAGCAUAGCUGUGACCUAAACCUGUUUUGCAGAGUAAGCAAACAGAACAGAAAACAGACGAGCAAUCCUGCGUCUCCGUCAACUCCACAUCACACAGGGUUAGACAACUCCACAGUUGAUGUAAGUCCUCGCGAUCUCUUUGAUGAGAUAGUCUGAUUAUUAUUUCCGGACAGACUGGGCAGUCAGAGCGAUCAUGGCCUGGGUAUUCGGCUGCUGUUUGAGAUGGUGCGGAGACGGAGGAUCAGGGCAUGUUCCUCUGAAAGAAAUGCCCGCAGUUCAGCUAGACACACACCACAUGGGAACAGAUGUUGUUAUCGUCAAAAGUGGCAGAAGAAUAUGUGGCACGGGUGGCUGCUUAGCAAAUGCUCCUUUACAUCAAAAUAAGAGCUAUUUUGAAUUCAAAAUCCAGUCCACAGGCGUGUGGGGUAUUGGAGUCGCUACGCAGAAGGUUAACCUGAACCAGAUCCCUUUUGGACGGGAUGUUCACAGCUUAGUCCUGAGACAUGAUGGAUCUGUCUAUCACAACAACGAGGAGAAAAACAGGCUCCCUGCAAACAGCAUCCCUCAGGAAGGAGAUAUAGUGGGUAUCACAUAUGACCACGUAGAACUCAAUAUAUUUUUGAAUGGAAAGAAUAUGCAUUGUCCAGCAUCAGGAAUCAGAGGAACAGUGUUCCCUGUCGUAUAUGUGGAUGACAGUGCAAUUUUGGAUUGCCAGUUCAGUGAAUUUUACUACACGCCUCCUCAAGGAUUUGAGAAGAUUUUAUUUGAACAGCAAAUCUUCUAAGCAACACUACCUGCAAUACAGCUUGCACCCUGCAUUGUUUUAAAGUGUUUUCUUCUGUUUCUACAAAGCUUUGUGUCAAUUGUAUGAAGUACAGUAUGUUGAGUAUUUUCCUGUGACUGUCCUUGUUACCAGCAUUGUACCCAGCUCUAAACCAUCUGGAAGAAGUUAGGCUGAAACUGCAGUUUAAAUCGUUUCAUCAUCUGUAAGCCGUGUGGUUUGUUUCAUACAAUAUUCGGAAUGGUUGUGUUUCCCUUUUAAUCAUGGGGUUUGGCAUCAUUAGUUCCCGUUUGUUAAUCAACCACUGCCUAACAAAAGCUAAUUUAGCAGAUUUUCAUUGUCAUUAGUAAUUAUUAAGGACAAGGUUAUGGAGCUUGUGAUCAAAGUAACACAUUCAGUAUCAGUUUUCUAACCGUGGUACGCAUUUAGAAUUCAUGCCCACAACAUAAUUACCAUUUUUAUUAAUGCCCAAAUUGGUUUAUUUAGCCUCUUGAUGAGAUUUCAUCUAUUUAAUUUAAAAUGUACAUUUUUAAUAAAACACAAGAUGCUACCAGUAUCAGUCACAGCUGUACAUAAAACACUGCUUGAUCUUCUAUAUAGUACAGGCAUGGACCUCUAUGCAAACGACUGAUUCAAUUGAAAAUGUUACUGGUUAUAUAAAUUUGAAACAAAAUAAUCAAAUAUAUUAUGAGGUAUAUAAAUCAUUAUUAUUUCUAAAAGAAUGUUGUCUACUUCAUCCUAUUUAACACUAAUACUGAUAACUAAUUAUGUAACACAAUUUUUGUUCCUGGGUAGUAAGUGUUAUUUCCUAAUUGCUUAUGCCUCAAAAGUAUAGAAAAUGGCUAUUAUUCCCCACAAACUUUGCUUUUGUGACCAGGACAGUGAUAUUUUGAAAUUUACCUAUUUCCAAUGAGAAAACGGGCGAAUUUGUGUCUUUUCGUUCACAUAAAGUCAGAAAAAAACAACAUAUGAAUCCAAAUUAACAUGUAUUUAUACUAAAGUAAUACAAAAAUUACUACAAAAGAUUUAGAAGCGAGUAGUUUUUCGAGAUUUACGAUUAUACUGUAAAUCACUUUCACGAAUCAGCCCCUAAAUGUAGUCUCCCAUCAUGUUGUCGUUAUACUGUCUUUGGUAGCGGCGUUCAAAGUCCAGUAUAUCCUGGUGGAAGCGCUCGCCUUGCUCCUCCAAGUACGCUCCCAUGUUCUCCUUGAAUUUAUCAAGAUGAGCAUCAAGGAUAUGGACUUUGAGGGACAUCCUACAGCCCAUUGUGCCGUAGUUUUUCACCAGAGUCUCAACCAGCUCCACAUAGUUUUCGGCCUUGUGAUUGCCCAGGAAGCCCCGAACCACUGCGACAAAGCUGUCCCAAGCCGCUUUCUCCUUACUAGUGAGCUUCUUGGGGAAUUCAUUGCACUCCAGGAUCUUCUUUAUCUGUGGUCCGACGAAGACACUGGCUUUGACCUUUGCCUCAGACAGCUUAGGGAAGAAGUCUUGAAGGUACUUGAAGGCUGCCGGCUCCUUAUCUAGAGCUCUGACAAAUUGUUUUAUAAGGCCCAAUUUGAUGUGCAGUGGUGGCAUCAGCACCUUCCGGGGGUCCACCAGUGGCUCCCACUUGACGUUGUUCCUCCCCACAGAGAACUCGGUCCGCUGUGGCCAGUCCCGCCUUUGGUAGUGCGCCUUGAUGUCCCUGCUGUCCCAAAGGCAAAGAUAGUAGGGAAACUUGGUAAAACCGCCUUGGAGACCCAUCAGGAAUGCCACCAUUUUGAAGUCUCCUAUGACCUUGAUGCUAUCUCAGAAAAAUGCAGAUAUGUAUCCACUUAGUCAGCUGGAACUAAACUGAACUGGUGGGCUUAAGGCCCCUGUAUUUAUACUACUAUUUAUAUUACUGGAAAGUUCUAGAAGUUACUCCAAGUUUACUCAGCACUGAAUCUAUCUGGAAUGUUCUGGAAAAUAGGUAAAUUUCAAAAUAUCACUGUCCUGGUCACAAAAGCAAAGUUUGUGGGGAAUAAUAGCCAUUUUCUAUACUUUUGAGGCAUAAGCAAUUAGGAAAUAACACUUACUACCCAGGAACAAAAAAAAAAUAAUAAUAAAUUGUUACACAGUGUUAUAUAUAUAUAUAUAUAUAUAUAUAUAUAUAUAUAUAUAUAUAUAUUACUGUUAAAUUCUUUUGGAAGUUUUAGGGAUGCCUUGUUUAUUGUAAGUUGUCAACAAUUAAUAGUUUAAAAUAUUGCUGUGUUUUGUUUUCUUUCUGAAUCACAUCAGCACUCGUCUACACAUAGUAACUUAUUAAAUGUUAGAACAUUGGUAUGUGUCUCAGGUGUUAAUGUGUUGAUUUAGCACUGAUGAAAUGUGAGUGUUAUGUAUUAAAAGAAAAAAGAACCAAA